AUGAGCUCUUUGAAGCAAUUCAUCCGGGCCGUUCGAAGUGCGAAGACGUUGAACGAUGAGCGCGGAGUUAUACAGAAAGAGAGUGCUGCAAUUCGGGCUUCGUUUAGGGAGGAAUCAGGUGAUUCAAACGUUAGGAGGAAUAAUGUUGCCAAGCUGCUUUACCUCUUCACUCUCGGCGAGCGUACGCACUUUGGACAGAUCGAAUGUUUGAAGUUACUAGCUUCUCCUAGGUUUGCCGAUAAAAGAUUAGGGUAUCUGGGUACCAUGCUUCUUCUGGACGAGAACCAGGAGGUGUUGACUUUGGUUACCAAUUCUUUAAAGAAUGACCUGGAGCACUCAAAUCAGUACGUCGUGGGGCUGGCUUUAUGCACCCUAGGAAACAUCGCAUCAACAGAAAUGGCCCGUGAUCUUUUCCAGGAAGUAGAAAAUCUACUGUCAACCGCGAAUCCUUAUAUCCGUCGAAAGGCAGCUAUCUGUGCCAUGCGGAUUAUCCGGAAAGUCCCUGACCUCCAGGAACACUUCAUAGACAAAACCAAGCUUCUACUUCAGGACCGGAACCACGGAGUAUUGCUCUGCGGUAUUACUUUGGUCACGGACCUGUGCUUACAUGACCCCGACAUGGUACACGAGUUCAGGCCCUUUACAAAUGCACUGGUUCGCCACCUGAAGAGCUUAACAAGCUCUGGAUAUGCACCAGAGCACGACGUGACAGGGAUUACAGAUCCAUUUUUGCAGGUCAAAAUUCUAAGGUUAUUACGAGUGUUGGGCAAAGGAGAUGCCGAGGUUAGCGAGCAAAUCAACGACAUUUUAGCUCAGGUGGCAACCAACACAGACUCGACGAAGAAUGUCGGAAAUUCGAUUCUUUACGAAUCUGUACUCACUAUCCUUGAUAUUGAGGCAGAUAGUGGUCUUCGCGUGCUCGGUGUCAACAUCCUUGGAAAGUUCCUAACCAACAAGGACAACAAUAUCCGUUAUGUAGCCCUGAAUACCCUCAUCAAAGUUGUCGCCGUAGAACCAAACGCAGUACAGAGACACCGUAAUACUAUCCUUGAUUGUCUCCGGGAUCCGGAUAUCUCGAUCCGUCGUCGUGCUCUUGAUCUAUCGUUCACCCUCAUUAACGAAAACAACAUUCGCGUUCUAAUCAGGGAAUUAUUGGCAUUCCUUGAGGUCUCGAAUAACGAGUUCAAACCAGUGUUGACUACUCAGAUUUGCAUUGCCGCUGAGCGUUUUGCGCCUACAAAAAGGUGGCAUAUCGAUACGGUGUUGCGAGUUUUGAAGCUUGCCGGGAAUUACGUUAAAGAGCACAUCUUGUCGAGUUUUAUUCGCCUUAUCGCCAAUUCCGCAGAGCUACAGACCUACUGCGUACAGAAGCUUUUUUCAGCGUUGAAAGCGGAUAUUACACAAGAGGCCUUGACUUUAGCAGGAGCUUGGACCAUCGGCGAAUAUGGAGAUCUGCUCCUGAAGGGUGGUAAUUAUGAGGAGGAGGAGUUGGUCGUCAAAGUUCAGGAAUCAGACGUGGUCGAUAUCCUCGCGACAAUUCUUUCGAGCGCCUAUUCUUCGCAGACAAUAAAUGAAUAUAUCAUCACAGCUCUUAUGAAACUCACCACUCGCAUUUCAAACCCAGCCCAGAUCGAACGAGUCCGUCGCAUUCUACAAUCAUAUACCGAUAGUCUCGACGUCGAGAUUCAGCAGCGGUCUGUCGAGUAUGGUAACAUGUUUGGCUACGACGACAUUCGAACGGGUGUUUUGGAAAAAAUGCCACCACCAGUGUUUAAGGAAGUGUCGCGGCAGUUUGAACAACAGGUUACAAAGCCGAAGGGUGCUGGAAAGCGCGGCACCAAGAAACAAAUCGAUGAAGAUGCGCUCAUUGAGUUAAUGGGAGGUGACGCGGCACCGGGGCCCGCCCCAUCAAACGGAGGCUCGCAGGACUUAUUGAAAGGCAUGUUCGGUGGAGGUGAUGAAGCACCUACAUCCUCUUCUCCAACUCCACAGUCGAACUUGAGCAGUAUCAUGGAUUUGUUCAAUACUCCCUCACCCGCACCCGUACAACAGCAGAAUCCUGCAUCCGCAAUGCCUUCAGCUGCCAUGAGCUUUUCAAGCCAGUUAGGUUCAAUGGCACAGCCCGCGGCACCUUCAGGUCCAGCACAACUUCCAGUCUAUGACAAGAACAAUCUUGCCAUUACAUUGCAACUCCAGCGUACGGCGGACGGCACGGUGAACAUUGUUGCAAGAUUCAAAAACAACGGCUUCACAGAUAAUAUAAGUGGGGUGACAUUACAAGCUGCUGUUCCUAAGAGUCAGAUUCUAAAGCUACAGCCAAUAAGCACAGCUGAGCUAAGCCCAGAUGCUGAAGCAACGCAAGCGAUGAGGGUCCAAGGGAGCAAGGGGCCCCCACUCAAAUUGAGGUUGAAGAUCUCGUACACGAAAGAAGGGGCAGGGGAGGUUGUGGACCUGAGGGAAAUUUAA
Molecule: messenger RNA, 2466 nt
Organism: Morchella importuna
Lineage: Eukaryota; Fungi; Ascomycota; Pezizomycetes; Pezizales; Morchellaceae
Exons: 7
Coding region: 1-2466 (821 amino acids)
Biological process (GO): intracellular protein transport; receptor-mediated endocytosis; Golgi to vacuole transport
Cellular component (GO): Golgi apparatus; membrane coat; AP-1 adaptor complex
Molecular function (GO): clathrin-cargo adaptor activity
Source: RefSeq, a predicted model, not a curated record